Molecule: messenger RNA, 330 nt
Organism: Sphaeroforma arctica JP610
Lineage: Eukaryota; Ichthyosporea; Ichthyophonida
Exons: 2
Coding region: 1-330 (109 amino acids)
Source: RefSeq, a predicted model, not a curated record
AUGGACACAGACAUACACGCACGCGUGAGAGAAGGAUGGUGUGGCAAACAGCCAUACAGUAAUAUCAGUGGUAUCAGUGAUAUCAAUGGUAUCAAUGGUAUCAAUGUGGAUGUGCUUGGAGAUACAGGAGAUAGCCAUAGCCUAGUGGACACACAGACACAAAGCGCUGUUGAGGGAAAUGUGGGAUGCUUGUCGGCGGAUGUGAAAGCUUUGGUUGCAACGGCAUCGAAGAUUGGCACCAGGAUACAGUACCAGUAUGUUUCUGGUUGUUUAUGGUCAGGGGAUUUAGUACAGAUUACAUAUAUGCAUCGCAGUGGUAUAGAUAUAUGA